Cuscuta europaea is the source of this 2437-nucleotide messenger RNA. The record is from the annotation of a GenBank genome assembly. Lineage: Eukaryota; Viridiplantae; Streptophyta; Magnoliopsida; Solanales; Convolvulaceae.
AUCAAAACUUAAAUGAUUCAGAUUAGAUGGAGAAGGGUUUUUUUUUUAUAAAACUUUCAUUAGUAACAUCUCUCGACCCUUCCUCCAUCCAAACAAGCUCGAAGGUGUCAGAGCGUCCGUAGUCGCUGGUGAGUUACCGUUUAGAUUAGCAGUGGUUUAAGUUUCAGUCAGCAGCGGGAACAAAUCAUAAAUGGGAACCCGAUCGGAGAAGGACAAGGAUCUGGAACGCCUGAUUCCGGUGGUCGUUGGCGGUGGCUUAGACACUGGGGCUUGUUCCAAAUCAUCUUCUCCUUCCGAUUCCCCGCCAUCCUCGUACUCCUCUGGCAAAGAGGCGUUUGGCAAAGUGAUUCGUAGUUGGGCUUGGAAAAAGUUCAUUACUGGAUGUGUCAUCUUAUUUCCCAUAGCCAUAACCUUCUACAUAACAUGGUGGUUCAUUUAUUUUGUUGAUGGCUUCUUUUCUCCAAUCUAUAGUCACCUUGGAAUCAAUGUAUUUGGUGAGUAUCAUGUUUAGUUUCUUUGUGUGCAUUCCAGGCUUCCAGCCAGGCUAAUAUAUGUCGUAUCUACUCAAGAAAAGCAUCUCUUUUGUUACUGCCUGACUGAGUUUGUUGCAUGGUCGUUGUUGAAGCUAUACACAUGUUUAUCUUUUGAUGAGAAAGCACAAGCAAUAUUGACAUAAUGCAUUUUGGGAAUUGACUGAUGUGAGGGCCAACAGUUUUACUAGCCAACCUUGAUUGUUCCAUUAUUUCAGGGGUGUUCACAAAUUUGUUGAGUUUAGACUAGUUGUAAUAAUGUAGUGACUACUAAAAGAGAAAAACUUCAAAAAUACCCGAGUAGUAAAAUAAAUCAAUCGGGAAGGCAAACACUGUGGGGUUGAAGGAAUUUCAUGAUGAACUUGUGUUCAUAAAUUUAGUUAUUUCUUUAGUCACUUUUUAGUUUACAAAACUUUUACUUUAGGUGGCACCGUAUUGAUAACUUGUGUAUAUAUGCACAAGGAAGGUUAUGAUUUAUAUCUUCCAUCGUCCCUCGAUGCAAGGUGGAAACAAAGUUAUAAUGUUAGAAGACACGUUUUCAAGUUCCAUAGCACAUUCUCAUAUGUCUAAGGAGGUCUUGGAUUUGUUACCUCUAUAACUUUCAUCUUUUUGGUUGGAGUGUUCAUCUCGUCAUGGGUAGGUGCUUCUCUACUUGGUUUAGGAGAGUGGUUCAUAAAAAAGAUGCCCCUCAUAAGUUAUGUCUAUUCUGCUUCUAAACAAAUCAGUGCAGCAAUUUCACCAGAUCAGAACUCUCAUGCUUUUAAAGAAGUUGCAUUAAUAAAGCAUCCCCGCCAUGGAGAGUAUGCACUAGGCUUCAUCACUUCAUCUCUGGUUCUCCAGAAGAGUUCGGGUCCUGAGGAACUCUGUUGCGUCUACCUCCCAACUAACCACCUCUACCUUGGCGAUAUCUACUUGGUCAAUUCCAAAGACAUCAUGAGGCCAAACCUUUCAGUACGAGAAGCAAUAGAAAUUGUCAUCUCCGGUGGCUUGUCUAUACCCAAGUUACUGAAUGUAGUGGAUGCACAUUCGAUUCUAUCUCCAAGACUUGGGAAAUUUGCAAUUCCACGGGUUUGAUUUCUUGUGGAAAAAGAUACUCCUAAAACUGCAUGUAUCUCUCUUUUCUCAUGAGCAGCAGCUAUUCACGGACCAUUGAUUGAUGUGGUGGAUGACGAGCGUCCUUGGGUUCUUUGAUCAUACACUGACUGUCACAAACCAAUAAUACAAUGGCUGCGUUUGUUUUUUGGCGAUGGGCAAAAAUGCCAUUCCGACACGCUGCUUUUUGUAGUGUUUUAGGCUCAACAGAUUUUGGCGUUUUGGUUUGAAAUGCUCAAGACAAACAUAGCCAAUUUAUCUAGACACAGUUGUUCUUUGUCUUUGCAUUUAGUAUCUAGUUUUUGCCUAGGCAAUUUUGGUCUUAGUCUUUCAUAUGGUCCUGUUGGGUUUGGUUUGGAAUCUGGAGCAUCACUGGUGGUGGCGGGGGAGACCGGUGGCGGCAGGUUGUUGGAGGAAGCAUUCUGGAAAUUUCGGCGGAUUCCAACAGCAGCAGCGGCAGAUCGGCUGGCGGCAGCUCCGAUAGCAACUCCUCCGGAGGUAUUCUUGUCCAUGUUUUAAAAACAAACUCCUAACUUGGAAAAUUUAGAAACCUACUCCUAUUUUUCCACUUUCUCCAUGUUUUAUUCCUAUUUGAGGAAUCAUCUUAGGCUUCACUAGGUGGAUGCUUUCCUUUAUGUUUCCUUCAUAUUGUGACUAAAAAAGAGUUUCUCAAAAACAGUGUCCAGUCAACUUCAACUGUCAAAUUUUGCCGGGAUAUACCUCAUAUUGUAUAUAAGUAGUUUCAUAUUGUAACCCCUCUUUUUAGCUUAUCAACCUUACAAGUUAAUUUUUUUUAUCAAACACGUAACCUAAUC